This is a messenger RNA of Oikopleura dioica, 1470 nucleotides long. Lineage: Eukaryota; Metazoa; Chordata; Appendicularia; Copelata; Oikopleuridae. The record is from the annotation of a GenBank genome assembly.
AUGUGGAUAUGGCUUCUGCUGGUGCUAUGGAAGGCCUCCAUGGUGAAAGCAAAGGAUCCAACCGCAAAAGAAGUUUCAGCGACUUUGGACUCGAUCCUACUCGAUUAUGAUCAUCGACUUAGGCCAGACAUUGGCAAGAAACCCCUGUAUGUUCAGUCUGAUGUUUUCAUCACAGGCUUCGGACCAGUGGAUGAUCAAAAACGAGAAUUCACAGUUGACAUGUUCCUGCGCCAGAAAUGGAAAGAUCCUCGACUCGCUUAUCAGUCAAUCAUGAGCAAAAACGGAGAACUCAAAGCUACCCAUAUCAAGUCUCUCAGCCUCAGCAAUGUCAUGAUUAAUCGAAUAUGGACUCCAGAUGCCUUCUUUAGAAAUGGAAAGAAAUCAGUGAACCAUAACAUGACCUUGCCCAACAGAUUACUUCGGAUUAAUGCCACUGGAGAUAUUCUGUAUACCUCGCGACUUACUAUCAGAGCCAACUGCCCAAUGACUGUUACUAAUUUCCCUAUGGAUGUGCACACCUGCAAUUUGACCUAUGGAUCCUACGGGUACACGGUUGAGGACGUGAUCUUCAACUGGACGACAAAGAGCAAUUUGGGCGGACAAAGCGAGCCCGUAGAUUGCCCAACCGCUAAUUCCAGGCUGAUUCAAUUUGCCUUGCUUCACCAUAGUUGGACAGAAGAAGUAAUAGAUCAUCAAUUCGGAAAAUAUUCUGUACUUAUCAUAAGCUUCCACUUGAAGCGCCACCUUGGCUACUUUAUCGUCCAAACCUACCUGCCCUGUAUGCUUAUUGUAAUAUUAUCACAAGUGUCUUUCUGGGUGAAUAAAGAAGCCACGCCCGCGCGAAUGGUCUUUGGUGUCAUGACAGUUCUGUCACUGACAACAUUGAGCAUCUCGGAGCGGCGCAGCAUACCUAACGUGUCUUACCUCACUGCCAUGGACUGGUUUAUCGUCACUUGCUUCACCUAUUGCUUUGCCGCGCUAAUAGAAUUCGCCUCUGUCAAUUACUUUACGGUUAUUAGACCACGCGCGCUCAUCCAACAACUCGAAGUCAACGGAGACGAUUCAGACUCGGGACUGGACUCUGAUGGAAAUUAUCAGCCAAGCGCUGUUAAUGGAGUCCGGAGACGCUUCGCAAGUUCCAAAAUGUCGAAUUCCGAUGAUUCGCGCUCCAAGAUCACGAGACCGGGCUCCAUCUUGUCCAGAUUCGGGCGGUCAUCUGGAGCUAGUUUUUGGACGCAAUUAGCGAAUAAUAAAAGUAUUGUGAAGAAACUUCGUCGAAAUCGUCGUCUAAUGAGACAGCGGGCGAUGGAAGCAAUGACAGGAGACAGCCACAUCGACCGUGUUUCCAGAGUGAUGUUUCCCUUGACAUUCUUCCUCUUCAACGUGGUCUACUGGUUCGCCUAUUUAUCACAUCGCCAGGCCGAAAUCGUGCACAAUACCGUCGACCAUCGCUCAGAUGACCAUGAAUGA